GCGAGGAAAGCCGGGAUUGGAAGCUCAGGAGGUGACGUAACUUUCCCCUUUGGGUGGCCUUCCGCUCCGGCGGCUGUCGGGAGGGGCUCCCGGAACAUUUAGCAGGCCUUCUCGAACGCUCGGCUCUUGGAUUUGCGAUGAGGUCGGUUAGCUACGUGCAGCGUGUGGCCCUGGAAUUUAGCGGGAGCCUCUUCCCGCAUGCAGUCUGCCUCGGAGACGUCGACAACGAUACGACCCAGGAAAGAAGAGUUGGAGGUGGUUCAGCAGGAUCCCAUGCUAACACUCUUCUCUCUCCAUUUGAAGUUAAAUGAACUGGUGGUGGGAGACACCAGCGGAAAGCUGUUGGUGUAUAAGAAUGAUGACAGCCGGCCAUGGCUCACCUGUUCCUGCCAGGGAAUGCUGACUUGCGUUGGGGUUGGAGACGUAUGUAAUAAAGGAAAGAACCUGGUGGUGGCAGUGAGUGCUGAGGGCUGGUUUCACUUGUGUGACCUGACACCUGCCAAGGCCCUGGAUACUUCUGGGCACCAUGAGACCCUAAUGGGAGAGGAACAGCGUCCGGUCUUCAAGCAGCACAUUCCUGCCAAUACCAAGGUCAUGCUGAUCAGCGACAUCGAUGGAGAUGGGUGUUGCGAGCUGGUGAUAGGUUAUACAGACCGUGUAGUGCGGGCUUUCCGCUGGGAAGAUCUGGGAGAGGGCACUGAACAUCCGACAGGGCAGCUGGUGUCACUUAAGAAAUGGAUGCUGGAGGGUCAGGGUCCCGCUUCCUUCUCUGUCCAGCCGCCUUUAAGCGCCUGUUCCCUGGUGCAGGUGGACAGCCUCUCGGUGACUCCAGGGCCCCUGGGUGUUCCUGAGCUGAUGGUAUCGCAGCCAGGCUGUGCUUAUGCAAUUCUACUGUGUACCUGGAACAAGGACACUGGACCCCCUGCUACCUCUGAGGGGGCCAUGGAGGGCAGUCGGGAGACUCCGGCUGCCCGAGAUGUCAUGCUGCACCAGACGUCCGGACGCAUCCACAACAAGAAUGUCUCCACUCACCUCAUUGGCAACAUCAAACGAGGCCACACCCCUGACAGUGGUGGCUCCGGCCUCUUUGCUCUCUGCACCCUGGAUGGGACACUGAAGCUGAUGGAGGAAGCGGACAAGCUGUUGUGGUCAGUGCAGGUGGAUCACCAGCUUUUCGCCCUAGAGAAACUGGAUGUCACGGGCAACGGGAUCGAGGAGGUGGUCGCCUGUGCCUGGGACGGACAGACGUACAUCAUUGAUCACAACCGCACAGUUGUCCGCUUCCAAGUGGAUGAGAACGUCCGAGCCUUCUGUGCAGGCCUAUAUGCCUGCAAAGAGGGCCGCAACAGCCCCUGCCUGGUGUAUGUCACAUUCAACCAGAAGAUCUAUGUGUACUGGGAGGUGCAGCUUGAGCGGAUGGAAUCUACGAAUCUGCUGAAGGUGCUGGAGGCCGAGCCAGACUACCAGGGCCUGCUACAGGAGCUGGGCGUGGAUCCUGACGACCUCCCAGCAGUCCGCACCCUGGUUCACCGAAGCCUCUACCAUCCUGACCAGCCACUGCAGUGUGCUCCUGCAAGCCUCCAAGAUCCCACCUAGCUGGACUUGCCCUCCUGGCUGAAGAAGGAUCCUUCUGAACCUCUCCACCCCCAAGAUAUCCGUGGUAUUGGCAGGAUAGGGAAGAUACAUCCCCGAGGAUCGUGGAAGGAUGGAAACGACUCCAGGGUGACUGUGAACUGUAGAUCUCACAGUCUUCUUCAUGAGAGGAGACAAGUUGACUCUCUGCCCAUUUUCUUGUGUACCUCACCUGUCAGUCACAUCAGCAGGGUUGUAGGACCCCAACCUUAUUUCACUUCAUCUGGGGCUGCCCAUUCCCCAGAGCUCCCCACUCUUGUGUGGAAAGCAGCCUUGUUUGUGAGGAGGGAGCACAGAUCUCUUGCAGGGCCCCACACCCAUGAGGAAACUAGGCUUGGAGGCCAGUGGAGUGGUAAGGUAAGGGCCCACCUCAUCCCAGGUGUCAUCUCCUGUGGCACAGCUCCAGUUCACCCACAGUAGGAACUCUUACAGGAAUGGCAAAUUCUGUUUUGUGUCUGAGGGGUCCUUCAGGACAUUGCACAGUCUGGUCUUCUUGUGUCCCCAGCAACCCUGAGAUGAUUUUCUUCUAUUUUCCAAAGAAACUGGGCCAGCACUGUCUCAUUUUGCCAUGUUUUCAAGAAGUGUGCACUUUCAUAGGCCUUGCUCCAUUUCCCACCCACCAUUUCUAUAAAAAAAAACCUCAUUGUGUGCCAAACAAUAGACGUUUAAAAUCUGAUGAAGGUUUAUGAUCCAGCCACAAUCAGAAUUAUAUCUUGGGCCAUUUUUAUUGCUUGUGCUCUUAAUUCUGUGUGCUUUAAAUCACUGUCUUUCAAAUUGUAGGUUGCAAUCUUUUGGUGGGUUGCAGUCAGCACUGUUUUGAAUAAAUGAAAUAGAGUAAAAUAGAAUGAAAGAUACAGUAUAGUGCUUGUAAUAUAGGGAAAUAGUGUUUUGUUACAAUUGUAUGUAUAUGCACGUAUGUGUAUACUGAGUGCAAUAUAAAGAAUAUCUCCUGCUGAGAAUUC
Hipposideros armiger (great roundleaf bat) is the source of this 2594-nucleotide messenger RNA. RefSeq names its product integrin alpha FG-GAP repeat containing 2 (gene ITFG2). The record is from RefSeq and is a predicted model, not a curated record. Lineage: Eukaryota; Metazoa; Chordata; Mammalia; Chiroptera; Hipposideridae. Gene Ontology annotation, cellular component: KICSTOR complex. Gene Ontology annotation, molecular function: protein binding. The transcript is spliced from 12 exons. Bases 199 to 1596 code for a protein of 465 amino acids. Gene Ontology annotation, biological process: regulation of TOR signaling.